Messenger RNA from Nematocida homosporus, 1113 nucleotides. RefSeq names its product histone acetyltransferase. The transcript has a single exon. The record is from RefSeq and is a predicted model, not a curated record. Gene Ontology annotation, cellular component: histone acetyltransferase complex. Gene Ontology annotation, molecular function: histone H3 acetyltransferase activity; protein binding. Bases 1 to 1113 code for a protein of 370 amino acids. NCBI's taxonomy places the organism in Eukaryota, Fungi, Microsporidia. Gene Ontology annotation, biological process: chromatin remodeling; positive regulation of transcription by RNA polymerase II.
AUGUUUGCCAUGCCGGCUGAGGCCGCUCAGAAGGUUGCGCGAAAUGCGCACUUGUUGGGCUUAUUGAGCAAAGGCCAGAUAUAUACAAGAGUAAUUAGUAGUUUAGAUGCAGAUGCAUUGGGAGCGGGAAAGGUUUUGCUAGAAUUGCGAUCUCUCUUCCAGAAACAGCUGCCGAAGAUGCCCAAGGAGUAUGUAACGCGGCUGGUCUUUGAUGUCAAGCACAAAUCGAUGGUGCUCUUGGAAGGGCCGGAAGAGAAGAUAGUUGGAGGAAUUUGUUACCGACUCUUCUUUGACAACUCGUUUGUAGAGAUAGUCUUCUGUGCGGUGAACAGUGAGUCACAAAUCAAAGGGUUUGGUGAGUUUAUGAUGUGCAUGUUACGGGAAACGAUUAAGAAAGAGUUUCGGGCCGAGGAAGAGCGAACAGGCCAAGUAAGAGGAAAAGAGCCCAUCUAUCUUUUGACCUAUGCUGAUAACUAUGCAAUUGGAUACUUUAAGAAGCAAGGGUUUACCAAGCAGAUUUCCUUUACGGAAUGGCAAGGCCGGAUCAAGGACUAUGAAGGCGGCACAAUGAUGCAAGGCAGGGUUUUGCCGGAGCUAGACUAUUUACAGAUGUAUGGGCGAUUGCAGCAACGCCGGGCCGCGCUGAUUGAGAUGGUGAAACAGCGGUGCCCUGAAAUGUACAAAGAAUACGUUAUGCCGGAGUCACUAGCCGCUAUAGAAGACAUUCCAGGUCUGGCCGAGUCUGGGUUUAAUGAGCAAAUGAAGGCGGCUUUAGGAGCACGGGGGAGUUUGAAAGAACUGCUUCUCUAUUUGUGCAACGAGCUGCAAAAUCACAACACAGCAUGGCCGUUUUUAGAGCCGGUUAGUGCACAAGACGUGCCAGAUUACUAUCAGGUGAUUAAAAAUCCAAUGGAUCUCAGUACGAUUCAACAGAAGAUCCAAAGCGACCAGUAUACUUCUUUUGAUGAGAUGGACCAAGACAUCCAGCAAAUUGUCCAGAACUGCUAUAUCUAUAAUGCACCGGGUUCGCAGUAUGCCAAGUGUGCCAAGUCGCUCAAUGAGUUUUAUCAAAACAAGGUCAAGUGGUGCCGCGAAGCUCUUUCCCGGCGCUAA